UUGUGCUCAUCAUCACUUUGCUUAUCAUUGUACAAGGUUCUAACUUUUGUGGACCCCCCUAAGCUCAUCAACUGGAUUUGGAAUUCUUAUUUGCAAAUGAAUCUGGAGAAGAAGAGGGCCGUAAAAUUCAAGUGGAUCAGGAUGCUACUUCUUCUUCCUUGUCUCCCUUUUAAAAUGGCUCUUUUUUUAUUCUGCAUUUGUUCUCUCUCUCUUCCUCCUUCCUUCCCUCUCUACCUCCCUCCCUCCCUCCCUCCCUCAGUGUGACCAUUGCAUUUCCCCUCAUCCGUCCUCUCACUCAGCCGCAGUCCACCAUGCCCAAAGCGUUCCUGCUGCUGUCUGCGGCCCUGGUGCUCCUCGGGCCUGUGCAUGGAGCCACACUGAGAAACCAAGACACAUGGAAGCCACUCAGCAACCCCAGGAACCGAGACCUGUUUUUCAGAACCCUUCAGGCGUAUUUUAAGGGAAGAGGUCUUGACCUUGAAAGGUUUCCAAAUACUUUCUCCACAAAUGAGACCCCCAGACCCCUCUCUGUGCAGUCAGAGCUCAUCGCCUCUGCCUUUGCCGAGUUCCAAGAGCGGAGAAACCCCUUUCCCCGCGGCCUCCAAGGCUGACGGCUUCUCCUGAGAGCAGGUAUCUGGCUAUUUUUACACCACAGAUGAAGCCGCUCAUCAGAAAAAGUCAAUCAUGGUCAUUGUUAACCCCCUUCCCUGCCCCCACUUUUGUCAGUUUGUAAUGGUUUUAUUCUGUAUUUCCAGAUUUACAUAUAAACAGCCUGACCUUUGGGACCUCUGUGACUUAUGUGCAUACUUUGCUGUUUUUUCCACUUUAUAACCAUAAAUGUCAAUGUAGAGCACCGCAUAUAAUUGCAAGUUAUCAAAGCACCCUCAAGUCAGG
Messenger RNA from Myotis daubentonii (Daubenton's bat), 894 nucleotides. It is a transcript of the gene C7H2orf66, whose product is annotated as chromosome 7 C2orf66 homolog. Lineage: Eukaryota; Metazoa; Chordata; Mammalia; Chiroptera; Vespertilionidae. The record is from RefSeq and is a predicted model, not a curated record.